AUGAAAAGAAUGAGAACGGUUGCAGACUCUGAUAGUGCUACAUCAGAGAGUGAUGUUGAGAAUUCGUAUAACACUGACAACGAAGUGGAAACUGAUUCUGCGUCAGAGAGUGAUUCUGAUAAUGUAGAUGAUACUAGUAGUGAAGUAGGUGAUGAAUACGAUGGGCUCCUUUACAAGCUGAAGCAACCCAAAAAAAUUUAUCGGAAUUCGAAGAACUAACGCAGAAUUUCACUGCAGAAGGUUUUGACGAAAACGAAGCUAAAGACAAGGCAUAUUUACUUAUCGUACCAAAACUUCGUAAAGAUUUGCAGAAUAUUUAUUUGGAACGUCUACUAUGGAUAAGACAACUAAAGAGAGAUCCAAUACACAAAAAGAUUAUGGAAACCAGGGAUGUCUUUGUCAACGAUGAUAAUUUCGACCACCGGAAAGCGUUAGAGGCCGCUAUUGACAAGAGAAAAUUUCUUUUGAAAAGACUUUUUAGGAACACACGGUAUACUAGUGACAUUGACUCUUAAUGGUUGUUUGUGUUUGAUUUAUAAAAGUAAAAGAUCGAUCCUGUGCGGUAGCUAUUUUCCCCUAACCCAUUUCUCUAACCGUUUCCCAAGUCCCAGCAAACCUUCGGCCUUUAGGGCCACAACUAUUUAAUGUUAGGAAUCAGUUGACAUUUAUCAUUUGACAUUAUGCCUCGGAAGUGUAAAAGAUUGUCCCAUCUGCGGCAAGCGAGCUUUAAGAAGAUUGGCAAACCAUUUGGCAGACGUCCAUAAACUUUCGUCCCAAAAAAGACAACCUUAUCUUAUUCGUGCUAAGCCAACAGCUUUAAACUUAGAAAACGUUUUAACAGAAUUGUACAGAUUAAUUGGGAACAAUAAAAAGCAGUCAAAGUGGAAUAAAAGCAGGAUAAAAAAUAUACCCAUUCUUCAAACAAAAUCCUCCAGGAAAAGAACAAAAUCAAGUACAAAAUCUGAAAAGAAUGUGGACAAUACAGAAAUGAAUGAUGGCUCAAUGGAUUGGUUAAAGUUAGAAACAAAAACGAAACACAACUCUUAAGUGGAUAAUAUUAUAUUUAUACAGACAAGAAUUAUUAAAAUAACAACAUAAAACGCUCACUGAGUUUCCAGCGAUAUACAUACCAAUUUCAUAUUGUUAAGAAUUAUUAACUUUGUAGUACUUAAAGAAAUAAAUGUGUCUUAAAUCGAAAUUCUUGUGUAAAUUUUUGCCCACAAAGCAUCGCGCCCGAUUUUAAGGCAUACACCUGCGUUAUAAAUAAUCCCAAUCUAUCCAUUGGGAUACACUUAGUCAUGCAAAUUCGUAUUGCCGUAAUCCCCUUAAUUACCUACACCUCCUAACAACUUAGCAACACAUAACAACGCAACAUUUGUAAAGUUUAAAACAUGCUUAUUAAUACAAAUAACAGACGAUAGCGUCAAAAUAAAUUACAACUAAGACUGUUUGUUAAACUGUUCUACAAGUUUUUUCUCCAAGAAUCCUUGAUAAGCUUUCUUAUGAUCUGCCUCAAAACUUCUAAAUCGUUCACCCGUCGCCUUCACAUAAUACAUGUAACUCGGUGGGUACGAAAAAAACGCUUCAGCUGUUGACUCGAGCGGGUCUUCUAAUCUCCAAUGAAACAAAUAGUUCAGUAUACAUUGUAGUUCGUGGUUCUCAGUGUUCUGAUGUAGUUCCAUCAAUGAAUCGACAAACGUAGAAUCUGGGUCUUUUUCCAGUUGCUGUAAAUGUUCGAGUACAUCUCUGUCAACCGCCAGUUUUAGUACCCUCAUUGCCUCAGCGAAUUCAUUCCAAACCAUAUACGCUUACCAUUCACUCGUUCGAUCGCUUGUAAACCAUACAUUUGCCAUCGUUCGUUUUCGUUCAUCAUGAGGCAGUCAUGUUGUCUUUGACUAGGAUGACCGACUUGACAACCAUUACAGGAUUCCACACAAAGUCUUUCAACUUCUUGUGCGACUGCAUUCGCAAAAAUUCCUUCCAAUAAAUUGUAAUUAAGAUGUGGUUUUACCGUGUAAACACGCCAUGACUGAUGUGGAACAAAUACAGAACUAUGCCUGCUACAAGACACCUGUCGAUUUUAUACAGACACUUGUAUAAAAGUUCAUAGUAAGCCAAUCCUAAUCUCUCUAUUGUAACAAACACGUGGAGGGACGCUAAAAAAUGCCUACUCAGCAAGUUUCAGCCGAUCUUGCCCAAGCUCGCCCGCGUGACGUUAUUACUUGCCUGAUCCUGCCCGCGUGACGUCAUUGCAUGUAAUUAUGACGUAUGCUAAUGAUGAUGCGCCGCCCUGCAUUUUUAAUGAUGCGCCGCCCCGCGCCGUCCCGAAAAUCCGGGUCGAACGGUACCUAUACUACUACUUAAGUGGUUAUAUACAACCACAGUUAAUAUAGGUAUAUUAGCUGUGAUACAACUUUCUAGCACGCUGAGUUCAAAUCCGAAAAGUUCCCACUCCGUUGACCAGCAGUUUUCUCACAAAAUGCGAUUUUAUCUUCAAUAAUAAAUUUCACGACAUACUUUUCAUUGUUCCGAUCCGACCGAUUAUGUCACUCAAAAGGAUCAGUUUCUAUUAACCAGUCUUCCUUUUACCAAAAGACCGGUUUUAAUUUGCUCGAAUCAUUUUGAGUUAUGCAAUCUAAUGCGUGUUGGACGUAAACAACAUUAUAUAAGCCUGGCGCACACGAUGCGAUUUUAGUCGGCCGAUAAAAAUCGUUUGGCUAAAACUAACAAAAUCGUUGUGUGUGCGGUGUCAUUUUUAACCGAUUUUUGUUGCUGGAUUUUAAUCGGACAACAUCAAAACGUUUUGAUAUUAUACGAUUUUUAUCGGUGGAAUUUUAAGUAUAACCAAUCAGAUUUCAUGCUGUGAUCACGUGCUUGUAUUUAUUUGGCAACAUGGCGGCUGUAGUUCAGGGAGCGUAUUUUUUUCGUAAUCGUGUUCGGAGUAUACCGAUGUAUAUCGGUAUGUCAAACGAUUUUUAUCGGCCGACUAAAAUCGCAUCGUGUGCGCCAGACUUCAGUUCUGGAUUUAUCUCUAUAAAUUUAAUUAAAUUACAAGGACGUUCAUUUUAAGUCUUUGAGCUAUGUCUCUGGACUGAGAAAUAAUUGCUUACGUGCGAUCAAAAUGUUUUAUACAAUGAACGGUUAUCUAUAUGUAAUGGACAGCAUUUAAAUUUACAACACAGUUUUUGAGAUGUAAUUCAAGAGAUAACUUAUCAUUGUAUUUGAACUAUUACAUCAGUUGGUGUUAUACUGUGCGAUACGCAAAUAUUUGAUUGGAAAGAGGGCUUCCAUAUACGUUGAAAUCACCAAAUAAACAGCUCAUGCAUGCACGCAUUUCUAUAAGGAUAUUAGAAGGAAUUAUCUGUAUAGCUUCUCAAAGUUGUAGACAAGAUAUGUUGUUUACGUCCAACCAUGGAUAAUAAAAUAAAUUUAUUUUAUUAACCAUUGUCCAACUCACGCAUAAGAAUGCAUAACUGAAAAUGAUUCGAGCAAAACCGGUCUUUGUUAAAAGGAAGAAUGGUUAAAAGCAGUUUGCAGGGAUGCCGGAAGUUGCUGAGGGCAAGGGGUGCAAUUGGUUAACAAAAGGGCAUACUCCUUAACAAAAGGGCACCAAUGAAAAUGAAAGGGCGGCAUGAUCCAACAUUCGUGUCGACCUCCCUCCCCGUCACCAAUUUUUUUCGGACCGAAUACAAUUAUUUAUGCACAAUUCCUCCGUAAUUUCUCACCAAAAAUUCCAUAAGUAAUGCUUUCCCAGUUCACCUUUCGCCAAAUGGACAACAACUUUGCCGACUUCCUGACGACUGGGGGGUAGAACACUCCCGCACACAUCCUCGAGCGACGUUUAAUUCUGUCUGUUGUAAAAGUUUUGUGCACCUGUUACACCCAUAGUCUGCACCCGCACUGCACUCACAAAGUUAAAAAUGCAAAAGGCAAGGGGUGCACUUGCACCCGCUGCACCCGUGGUUCCGGCAUCCCUGGCAGUUUGUGAGAAAACUGCGGCUCUACGGAGUGGGAACUUUUCGGAUUUGCAUGAACUCGAUCAGCGUGUUCGAAAGUGUUAGUUCCCGUAAAAAUAUUUCAGAUCUAAGACAUGCUUAAUUAAAAUCGUUUUCUAGGCACUUUUCGAGGUCACAACACAAGGACUAAGGCUCCCGAAAAACUAUCGAAUUUUUCCAUGAUGUUUUACAGAGAAACGUCACAGCUGCAACCCCAACGAUCAUAUGACGUUUCUAGUGGAAAAAAUCGAUAUGUGAGGCAGCACGACAUAAACACGACAUAUAAAUAAUUGUAUUAAUCGUUCUUCAUUUUUCAUAAACAUGUUACGUGUAUUUUUGUGCUUUAUUUUCUCCAGCAAAUUCACCGUAGCAGAAGAAGGUUCACCGACUAUGUCUUUUAUCAGUUUUGUGUUGUUUGGCUUCGUGUUGGUUCUCACAGAGCAUUUUGUUGCCUGUAACGUUGUUAGUAAAACAGUGUCGGAUGAACUAGAGAAGAGAACUGUUAACGUUGGUAUCCCGGUAAGUUGGUGUUACUUAAAGUCUAGAUCUGGGACUAGAACGAAAAAAUUUGGGAUUAUAGUCUGCCAACAAUUUGAAUAGUGUCAUCAUGCGUGACAACGCCGCGUAUUUCGUCUUAAUUAUUAAUGAUAUGAAUGUAAAGAGCUUAUCAUCCGGAAGAAGGGAUAUAAUGAUCAACUUGACAAUGUUUAUAAUAUUCCCCAAUGCAAAGAACUUCCCAUUUUAGGUACUAUAGGCUACUUUUCAAGACAAUCUCAAGUUCACCAGUCAUGUGCGAGGUAAAUUGGUCAAAGCAAACAAAUGCUUGUACGUUAUACGAACAGUCAGGGCAGAAGGCUAUAGCCAAUGUGAGAUUGAUUAUCUAUUUAAGACCCUAGUAAUAUCUACUAUGACGUUUGGCCUGUCCGUCUACGGUUCUUCUCCAGCCGAACUCAAUACUCUACAACGGUUUUUUGACAGAUGUUUUAAGCGAAAGUAUAUAUCAGAACCUGUAAAUAUUAGAUAUCUUUUAGAAAUACACAAGACAGAAAUAUUUUUAAAGCUUCUGUAAAUCAGAAGAGUGCCAUAGUUGACUUGAUACCAAGAAAAAAUCCACAAGCCACUCUUUGAGGACAGAGUUUAGUCAGUAUCCAAGAGUGAACACGGAACGUUUUAAAUUGUCGUUUGCGAAUAGAUUAAUUUUUAACUAUAACCUAUUCAUAUGAUGUAAACGUUACUAAUGUAUUCUUAAUAUUUACUUGUAACAUAAAAUAUGUAUUUUUAUCUUUUGAUCUAAUAAAAAGACUUUUGAAUUGAAUUGAAUUGAAUUGAGUUGAUCUAAAACUCAUUGUUCCGACUAGACUAAGUGUGUGUCUUAAUGGCGUGGGAUAUAAUACCUACUGAUUUGUAAUUGUAAGGAAGUUUACAGAUUUCAAACUAUAAACAUAUUCUGGUUUAAAAUUGGUGCUCUACUGGUCGGACUUGUCUAAAGGCAUACAGCUAAUUCAAAACAGGUUGCCCUUCGAGACGUAAACCUUUAAAGUGCUUAUAUCAUGGUUUUGGAGUUUGCAUAUCUCGAAAGCUUAGGGUAUUUUAAAAAGACACUUUGGAAUAUAUUUUGUUAUUAAAAAAUUUCAUCUUGAUUGAUUUAUUAGCUCUUAAAGUUACCGGACAUGACGUCAGAAGUACAAUUUUGUUGCAAUGAUACAAAGUCCCUUAAAAUUCUUAAACCUUCGAGAUAUGCAAACUCCAAAACGAUGAUAUAGGCACUUUAAAUAUGCUGUGAAUUCCAUAAUGUAAACAAACAUUUUGUUUACAUUUUGAACUGCUAUAUUUGUAAAAUAUGAUAAUAACCGCUGAAUAUCUAACAUGCACGUUUCUGCAUGGUUCGCUAUGAUUGUAAAUGUAAAUGAAUAUAAACUCUACGUUUCAAUUCAAAAAAGUUGGAAAGAUGCAUGCUAAAUUUGGGCAAUGUUUAUAUCUGUAGGUCCCCCUUUGUUAUGAGCAGAACUGAUGCGCAGAACGGUUAACGGACUUUACAGCCUCUUUAACCGAAAUUAACUCUACGCGCAAUAGUUAAUCCAUCCAGACCAUAGUUGAUAUUGGCUGUAUCGGCACGCGGUAUUUUGACAUUUAACUCUGACACUCUGUGUUUCAAAUCGAUGUAUAGAACAACCUCGUUCCCAGGCUCUUCCCUCUCUUCCCUGAGGGAAGAGCCUGGGAGCGAGGUUGUGUAUAGACAAUCUCGUUCCCAGAGUAUGCUUGUUCGUGGGCUAGGUAGUUUCAUGCCACUUCCUAACCCGGGAACGCCUAGGCAUAUACGCUGGGAACGAGAUUGAUGUAUAGAGAGCUUUUUGUACCUAGUCACGUUUUUGACAACACGUACCGUCAACAGUAGAUCAAUUGAGCCUCUAAUAGAUGGCGAGUAAUAAAGACAGCCGCUCAUAUUUGUAAUCCCGUAGACCCGAACGUGAAACUUCAUUGACUGCCAUUCUUGAUUUCAAUCAAGACCUGGCUGCUGACGUCAUCACUCGCCAUCUGUAAUGUUUAAGGUUUAAACUUUUGUUUAAAGUCUCAAAUAACAACCUUUGCUGAAUUAGGUGCAAAUAGCUUAUUUAUGAAUUGCAAACAUUUGUAUAGUAUAGGUGCAUGCCUAUAUGUCAACAGGUCUUGGUGAUUGUCUGUAUAUUCGUACAGGUCUACGUAGUUCUGCGUGACAUCUUUCUCACAAAUUAUGACAAUACUUGUACCACAGAAUACCACACAGAAGGCCAUCUCCAUUGUUUUUUGCGUAAACGCUAUUCGCCAUAUGAAUUAUAAAUAACACUAGUGGGUUAUUUAUAAUAUCUGUGCUAUUCGCCAUGAUUCCCUAAACAGAAGUAGUCACCCCCCUGGAAAUAUUCAAAAUGGCGCCGUGUGGGAGAAAGCCAUGCCAUUUCCUGUUGGUGAUUACUUUUGUUUAGGUCGGUACUUGCUGAGUGACAAAUCAUGAAGAAUAGCGCUUACGAAAAAACAAUGGAGAUGGCCUUCUGUGUAGUAUUAAUUCUGUGUUUGUACUUUGGCACUUAUUGAAAUGACACGUGUCAAAUAAUUCACUUUUGCAUUUAGAAAGGAGGUUUGACGGUUAAUAUCGGACACGGGAUGCGUGACUUGAUCAUCAAUGGAAAUGGUGUUGGUAUCCAGGGAAAG
Molecule: messenger RNA, 7181 nt
Organism: Paramuricea clavata
Lineage: Eukaryota; Metazoa; Cnidaria; Anthozoa; Malacalcyonacea; Plexauridae
Source: the annotation of a GenBank genome assembly